Pocillopora meandrina is the source of this 5651-nucleotide messenger RNA. The record is from the annotation of a GenBank genome assembly. NCBI's taxonomy places the organism in Eukaryota, Metazoa, Cnidaria, Anthozoa, Scleractinia, Pocilloporidae.
AUGGCGGACGGCUCACGCUUUCCGCCAUCAAACUUUCCACCUCAAAAUAUUCGCAUUCCAGCGCCAUUCACCAAUGAAAUUUCUUCUUCAUGCACAAAUCGUCUGGGUCUACCUCAAAAUCAAUUUUUCCCACAAUCGCAUCCGUCUACAAGCAAUUCAGUGCAUGGACAUGUUUCACAAAAACUACCAGCGAAUCCGAGUCACAACAUGGCCUACCACAAUGUGCAGAGAUUUCCAAAGCCUCCGUUCCAGCAAAAUCACGGCACUCUGCGACAAGGAAAGCAACCAAUGGCUGUGAAUAUGCCGGAGAUGCAGCGACAUCCCUUUGCGGCCGGCCAGUUUACCACCGACAAACAACGGCAUGUACAAAAUUCAAGCCCUAACUCUCAUUAUGAACCUUUCUCUGGCCAUGGGCAAAUACAACUUCAUCCAAGAAGUUCUCAGACUAAUAUGAACAAUAAUAUAGCGCAUAAUUCCUCAUCUUUCUCUCCUGGAGCUCGGCAAAUUUCAAACCUCAAUCCAUUACCAGCUGCAAGCAAAGUUUCAAUGCUACAUGAAAAUUCUUCUUUCAAUUCCUUUACUGAAUCAUUGCCAGGACCAUUUCCACAGCCCAUUUCUGGGUCACAUGUGCUAGCACCUAUCCAGUUUCCUCCAUCAGUACCAAACAGCAACCCAGCAAUGCACCUAACAGCACCUCCAUCAUUACCAAACAGAGUCCCUUCAUUGCACUUGGCAGCACCUGUGCUUCCAGCCCAUCAACCUCUUGACAGGGUCCAAGAAUUCUCAAGCCAGGACAGAAUAAAUACAUUUUUAAAAGAAAGAGGAAUUAGUAAACAGGACAAACAACAGACAAUAAAGAGUAACUUGAAGGUAAAGUACAUAUCUUCAUCAUUGCUGUGCCUGAAGGGUAUUUAUAUUGUGGCUUAACCUGCAUUUUUACCUUUACUUUUGUGUGCAAUGAAAAAAGACAAAAGUCUACAAUUAAUAGUGUAUAACUGAGUUGAAAACGUAAAUUAGCCACUGUAAAGGGUAAAAAAGCUGAUGUUUCAAGCAUUAGCCCUUCGUCAGAGUGAACAAUUUCUCCAAUUGCUCUGACGAAGGGCUAACACUUGAAAUGUCAACUUUUUUACCCUUUAUGGUGGCAAAUUUAUGCUUUUAACUCAGUUGUUAAGGCUAAAUUACCUGCUAUACUCUCCCACCGAUGCAGCACCACGGUUUCUUUAGAAACUUACCCCCUUUAUUCAAUUAAUAUGUUUGACCUACAUGGCACAAGAUAAUUAUAUCUCCUUCCUUCUCUCACAUCUCCUUUCCCUACCCCCCCCCCCCCUUUUGUCUAUCUAUGGUCUUACAAAUAGGCAUUUCAAAGUAUUUCUGAUUUUUAAUUGAUCCAAGUUAGACCAUUUUGUGUUUUUUUCCAGAACAUUCCAGUGACAAUUCAGUUAGAGUAGCUUUUAGCUCUAAUACAAAUGCUGAUUAUUCAACAGUUACAUACAGCAAAAGAUCUGUUGGUAGAAUGGUUGCAGCUGAUAUCUGAGUUGUCUCUUCAAAGGGACAAAUUAGCUGAACUUGCCUUAAGUCAAAAUGAACUUGAAUGGGAUCAGGAACUAGAGAAGGCUCAAGUCCUAAAGGUCAGUAAAUGUUUAUACCAGAUCUAUGCUCCUUUUCAAAUGUUCAAACAAAACCAGUCCUACGAAUAUUGGAGACUUUUUCACACUUUACACUUUUUAAACACCUCUGUUUUUUUUUUUUCUUUUAGGCAAGGAUUGAGCAAAUCCAAGCUUACUUUUCAUCUCCCAAAGAAAUGAAAAAGCUGGAGGAACAAGUUCUGAAAAGGAAAAAGAAAAGGGUGAGUUCUGGGAAUUUUUUUGCAUGAUAUCACAUGAGCAGGUUUUAUAGCAAAUGUAGUGCUAACAACAAAAUGAUUGAACUGUUUACAACAGAUUAAUGGUCAGGAUUGACUAGCAGUUGGUGUUUGGCUUUCAUUUGUAAUUAUAGUUGUACUAUUAUUUCAUACUUGAUAAUUGAUUUUUUUUAGGUAUUAAUUAGUGAAAUAGUGAUUGAUUAACCCUUUCACCCUCAGAUCUCUUUAUUAAUUCUCUUUACUGUCUUUCAUACUAUUCUUAUGCUGUUCAUGCUGAGAAUUUGGUAUUGGAUGAACUUAUAAUCCCCUAAUUUAAAUUUUUCUCUUUUGACAUGAUCACUUUUCUGCUCAGUAUUAUAAGGAGAAAGUCUGUCAUGGUCAAUCACAGGAGUUAAAAGGUUAAGUAGUCUUUAAUUUUUUUGUUAAAAUGAUUUGGUUGAAAGACUUUAAUUUUAUGUUUCUUAAGGAAUGGCAAAGAAGGAAAAGAGAAGAAGGAUAUUUACAAAAGAAGGAAUCAGAAGAGAGAAAAAAUAAGCUCCAUAAGAAAAUUGAUGAGUGGAGGUCGCAGAUUAUAGCAAAGGAUGAAGCAAAGAGAAGGGUAAUUUUAGUUUCAGUUAGGUCUUAAGCCCCACUUACACUACUCUGGUCAGGGCUUUAAAAAUACAAGCAAUCUAUUGCCUCCUCUAACACCUCUUACCGCUGUCUGUUUAGCCUAUGAGCACAUGCCCAGAUUGCUGAAAGUUUCUUUUCCUUGUUUUGAGAUUUUAUUUCUUUUCUUGGGAGAGCAUGCUUCAGAGGCCAAGAACUUCCCAUCCCCCCUCUAUGGCACAGUGAUCUAUGACACCAUUGGUAGCCUCUCAUGGGAAAGUUAUUGAAACCUCUGUCUGGGUAAAAUUUGAAAUCAAAUUUUAUUCCUAUGGCUUCAUUUAUCUUCCACUUCAAUCAGGGUGAGUUGUUUGGUGGAAAGUGAGUUUUGUGAAAACGUACAGCACAGAGGUUAAAUUUUAUAGGACCACUUUUGAGGUUUUCAUGUAGAACUUUAGUUUUUUUUAGUGGGGUCAGUUGUUUACAAUUUCCUAAUUUUUUUUGUUGUUGUAUGUAAACAGGCUGAAUCAAUGAAGCAUGAAGCUGGAGGAGUAUUAGGAGAGGUGAAACGGAAACAAACUGAAGCAACCAAAGCUGUUGAUCUUUUGAGAGCUUUGAGAAAACUUAGAGAAGCUAGAAAACAAGAGGCUGAAGUCAAAGGUACCCAAGCUUUAAAAACAUUCACUUAAUUUUUCAUCGAAAAAAAAUGAAACUGUAGUAACACCUUUUCUUGUCAACAAGGUACAAAAAUUUUGUGAUUGGAUGAAUUUAACAACUUCUACCUGAUAAAUUUGAGUAUUUUAUUUAUUUAUUUAUUACAAUCUAUGGUCAAAAAGGCCAAAGGAUUAUCUGCAAAGGAGUUUGAAACCCCAUAUAAAAACAGAUCACCUAUGAACUAAUAUAAAUACACUAAAGAUAAUAAAUUCAAGAAAUGCAUUUAUGGAUAUUUUAGGGAGAAGUUACAUGUUUAUCACUUUUGGGAGUUAAAGUGUCAAUUUGUUUAUUUUCUCGUUAUUGUAGGGGUGUACCUCAAACCCACAGAGGAACAGAACAGAAGGUUUGACGAGAGAGUGAAGUGGCUUGAGGACGUCAUGGUAAGAAGAAAAGAACUGUACGAAGCUGAAGAAAAGACUUUACAGGUCAUGUUGGCUGAAGAGGAGGAGGAGAAGGAGAAGGAGCGACGAGAAAUGCAAAGAAAAAAGCAAGGUACAGUCAUCUGUAUUCCUUCGCUUAAAGAAGACUGCAACACACUUUAGAACGCUUAGACUUGCGAAUACGCAUGCGUUUUCAUUGUCUGUAUACCAAAUCAGAUCAACCGUUGAAAAAGUAUCUCAAAGAUCCGCUGUAGCGCGGGGAAACGCGAGUGAUGCACUUGCUGGUUGCCUCCGACUGGUUAACGUAAGUUUUCCUGAACAAUCAAAAAGCACAGCAAACUGAAAUGCUAAUGCACGUAGCACACGUUGAUGUACGUACUUUGAAAGAACUUCAAAUUUGAGACACUAAAAUUUUGGAGAAACUGCUAGAGCUCUACCAGCUGUAAGUGAUCAUGCUAUCGCAGCUGAAUUACAUAUUGAUAAAUUGUAACAGUAAGCUUCUUUCAUUUUCAUCACAGAAUCUCUAGGUUUGUCUGAUCCAAUGGACUGGUUCCACAGCUACUACAGUCAAGCUGAGAGUGAUCUUCAAUCCUUACUACAAAUAAGGUAUGCAGUUUGACGAAGGGCUAACGCUCGAAACAUCAGCUUUGGGAACUCUUUACGGUGACCAAUUUACAUUAUCAACUUAGCUGAUGAAAAAAAAUUAUCUCGUUACUCUCCCCCACCGACGCAGCACCAAAGUUUCUUUAAAAACUUAUCUCCUUUAUUAUCCGGUAAUCAUUACGCCUUCGAUCACUUUUCGAGAGGCACGGAGGCUUUCGUUAAGAUCUAAGAAAGCGUCAAGGGUUAGGAAUCAUCAUCUUCUGCUAAGGUUAUCAAAACGUUGGUCAUUACUAUCAGCACUCGCAGUAGUCGUUGUUAGGACUACUCUCUCCUGAGAGAUGAUUCAACACGAAUAAAUAUUACUCUUGGGUUCAUUUGAACAAUUCACCGAAAUACUUGAAAUAUUUACAUGCACGCGUUCGUAGAAGCGUAAAUUUGAACUUGGUCCUGUUGUAAUCUCAAAAUACUCUGCUUUCCCAGGAAAAUUGAAGUUGAACUUAUCAUCGGCUUUGUUCAUUUCUCUUCCCUAGGCGGCAGUGGGAUGCGUUCCUGGUACCCGAGAUGUUCCCAGGGGCGUCUCGUAUCCCCGACGGAUGUGUAACCCCCACGGAACCUUCGUCUGAGUUGUGGGCUACAGCACUUAUCGACAAGGGCUAGUUCAUGUCUAGCCCUUCAAAUUUAGCAAUAAAUUAUAGAAAUUCUAUCUCUGUUAGGGCAUUGUUACUUUAUUUCUGCGUUUGCGUAUAACUUAUCAAUAAAUUUAUUUUUUCAUUUCUGUCGUUUUAUGCUUAAAACUAAAGAAAAGCUUACUUUGAAAUUAUCCUAUCUGAGAUCUUGUAACAUAUUCGUUUCCCUCCUUACAACAGAAAAUCAGUCUGGAUUAUCAGAUGGCAAGUUAGUUCCACGGCUUUGUUCAUUGUUCAGAAAAAAAUAGUCUAUAUUGUCUCGAGUCGAGGUUAAAGGCAUUCUUUAGAAUUUUUGUUUGUCUUCGAACAAACAGAUUGCUUUGAUGAAGUAGUAAUUAAAAGAGUUAGCACACUCUAAUGAUAUGAUGAUUUUUCUGCUAACAUUACUAUUUUGAAAACGAUAUGCAUUAAAAUUCUAACUAUCUCGGGUACAACUUUUAAGAGGACUAAUAAGAAAACAUAGAUUGUGUUUGGUACAUUCGAAAACAAUCAGUGGACAUUUAAUUAAUGCAAAAGUUUCUGAAUAUUUUUGGAAAACUGAAAGGUAUUCUUUUGAACGACUCAUGCGAAUGAAUGGUUAAUUUUUCGAUAUUUUACUCAUAUUUACAUUAAAACCGUUGUUUUAAUUUUGUGGUCGUCUACCCUCGAUUUGUCGAAGUCUCCCAAGGAAUUUUUUCGAUCACGGAAAAAAGAAUGAACUUGGUACAUAAUCUCAAAAUUGUAAUGUAUCAUUUGUAUCAAUUGGAAUGUAUCAUUUGGUAAUAAAUUGCGAACUAAACUAGACUUGAAUUAAACAGGUCAUGUUUGUUUUUAAGAGUGAGC